Messenger RNA from Cylindrotheca closterium, 1572 nucleotides. Lineage: Eukaryota; Bacillariophyta; Bacillariophyceae; Bacillariales; Bacillariaceae. The record is from the annotation of a GenBank genome assembly.
AUGAAGACUUUACCAUCACCUUCUUGGUUCAACGACUUGAGCCAAGUAAGUCAUAGUCGUGUUUCUCCUCCUCAGCCUAUCGUCAGAUGGAGCCUGAUCGUCGGAUGCUUGAUGUCAUUAUUGAUGUCCACACCAUCAUCGGCAGAAGCUUUUGUGCAACGAUCCAUCAAUGUUGCGCCUACUACUAUUACUGGUACUACAAAUUCUAUUUCUACGACAUUGAAUGUGGCACAAUUGCCUAGCAAAAUGCCCACCAUGUUGGACGACGAGGAUGACAAUGAUGAUGACAAUGAUGAACAAAAGGAGGAUAUUCCACGAAAAAUAUUGCAAUUGAACAAUAACUUUGAGAGUGGUACUACUAGUAGUAGUACCACUGUAGUACCAAAAGGAAUUGCCGUCAUUUUGAAUUCCAAUGCCAAGGGUGUCAAUAGGGCCAUGGUGAAAGCGAUUCAAAAACUUUCCUCGUCACAUAAACACAUGCGAGUCUAUGCCACUUCCAAUUACCAAGAGGCCCAGCAAGCAGUGGCCGAACUCCAACAGAAUCCACCUCAAGUGGUGGUACCGAUUGGUGGCGAUGGCACUCUGACCACGGUCCUUCAGCUGUGGUACGAUUAUGUGGACCAUCACCACCAAUCCUCCAAACCUCUUCCCUUUAUUGGCUAUCUAGCCAUGGGAACAGGAAAUGCAUUGGGAACGGUCAUUGGAUGCAAUCCUCGUCGAAGAUGGCGGAAACGUAAACGAUUGCAAGCCAUUGAAGAAGUUUUGGAGCAACUGUUGGAGAUUGCCCAACGAAUGGAACAAGAACAGAAAAUGGGGGACAACAAUCAUGAUCAAGUGGAUAUUGUGGACGUGCCAUUGAUGCAGGUGACGGCUACCUCUACCUCCUCUGAUUCUGAUGGAGAAUUGACCGUCGAACAACAAGUCUAUUGUUUCUUUGCCGGCAUGGGCAUUGAUUCGCUCAUGCUGCAAGAUUACAAGGAACUCCAAGAUUGGUCGUCCAAAUCCAAAUUUUGGAAGAACAAAUUCAGUUCGGUAUGGGGAUAUACCGUGGCCUUGUUUACCCGGACUCUGCCCAAGUUGAUGUCCAAUAAUUCUCAUUCGCUGUCCUUGGAGGUCACCACCACAAAACCUGCGUUGUGGGUGGAUCACCGACGAGGAGAUGUGGUACGGAGCAUUCGACUCGACGAAGACGAUAAGGAAACACUUCUUUACAAGGGACGAGCGGGUAUUGUGGCAGUGUCGACGACUCCCUUUUAUGGUGGCAAUCUAAAGUUGUUUCCCUUUGCGCGCCUCUCGGAAAAUGGAUGUCAAAUCCGAAUUGGUCGGAUUCAUCCUCUGAUGGGCGUGAUGAAUAUUCCGCAAAUCUUUUCCGGAGCCUAUCGGAAUUCCGAAAUGGGAUGUUUGGACUUUAUUGGGACGCAAUUUUCCGUGGAAAUUCACGAUGUCGAUGGACAUCCGGUGCAACAUUCGGGCGAAAGCAUGGGAUUGGCGCAAAAGGUCGAGCUACAAGUCCUCCAAGAACCGGUGCGAUUUGUUACCUUGUUACCACCAAGAUUGGUCUGUGAAGAUUGA